Molecule: messenger RNA, 345 nt
Organism: Meloidogyne enterolobii
Lineage: Eukaryota; Metazoa; Nematoda; Chromadorea; Rhabditida; Meloidogynidae
Source: the annotation of a GenBank genome assembly
AUGUUUAAUAUUACUUCAAAAAUUUUAACUUCAAAAAGUGGAUCAGAUUUGGCAGAACAUGCGAGAGCUUUAAUUUUUCAUUUUGAGAAUGGUGGUGCUCCUGUUAUGAUUGGUGGUGGCCAACUUGCCCAUACAAUAAUUGGAAUUGAUUACAAUCCUCGACUUGGUAAUUGCCAAUAUUUAGUGUUAGACCCCCAUUAUACUGGAACAGACAAUAUUGAUGAUAUUUUGGCUGGGGGUUGGUGUGGUUGGAAACCAGCAACAUUUUGGAGUAAAAAAGAUUUUUAUAAUUUACUUGUUGUAAUUAAUGGAGAAAAAAUUUGUUGUGAAAAUGUUAAAGAAUAA